UUGGUUUAUCCACAUCAAAUGACAUCUAAUAUUACAACCUUCAACCUUGGAUAUGAUAUGCCAACAAUGGCUGCUUCUCUCUCCUCUCUCCUUCUUCCACUAGGUUCUACUUGUAAAAGUUUGAGCUGCAAUCCUCAAGGCAUUGCGGCUGACAGGCUUCGAUGCUUGGUUCCGCAAUACCGAAGAUCCGUGGUAAAAGCAAAGGCCUCAUAUACAACUGAAUGUGCUGCUAUGGUUAAUACCAAUUCACGCAGAGACUUUCUUGGAUUGGCUUUGGGAAUCUCAAGCCUCUUUGUUGGUUCAUUGGAAGCCAAAGGAGCUGGUUUGCCCCCGGAAGAUAAGCCGAAACUAUGUGAUGAAGCUUGUGAGAAGGAGCUUGAAAAUGUGCCUAUGGUAACUACUGAAUCAGGUUUGCAAUACAAGGAUAUUAAAGUUGGACAAGGUCCUAGUCCCCCAGUUGGAUUUCAGGUAGCAGCUAAUUAUGUAGCAAUGGUUCCUUCCGGACAAGUAUUUGAUAGUUCAUUGGAGAAAGGCCAGAUUUACAUUUUCCGUGUCGGUUCUGGUCAGCAGGUGAUAAAGGGUCUUGAUGAAGGUCUUCUGAGCAUGAAAGUAGGAGGGAAGCGUCGACUGUACAUACCUGGACCAUUGGCAUUCCCAAAAGGACUUACAUCAGCUCCAGGGAGACCAAGGGUGGCUCCAAAUAGUCCAGUCAUAUUUGAUGUUAGUUUGGAAUAUAUACCAGGGCUUGAAGUGGAUGAGGAAUAAACUAUAAAUCUAGAUGCAAUAACCCAAAUUUUCUUUAUCUCUUUUUUUUUUUUUGGGAAUUAUGCAAACCCAAUUUCUAUUUAUCUAUUUCCACUUCCCCCCAUUGUAUACAAUUGUUAAUUCUUUUGAAAAACAAGUCUAUAAUUUUAUAGCUAUGCAGAGCUACAUAUUUUGAUGUUCAAUAUAUAUUAAAAGAAGGUCCCUUGCAUUUGUGUUUUGUUGUA
Molecule: messenger RNA, 989 nt
Organism: Arachis duranensis
Lineage: Eukaryota; Viridiplantae; Streptophyta; Magnoliopsida; Fabales; Fabaceae
Product: peptidyl-prolyl cis-trans isomerase FKBP16-3, chloroplastic
Exons: 7
Coding region: 19-765 (248 amino acids)
Molecular function (GO): peptidyl-prolyl cis-trans isomerase activity
Source: RefSeq, a predicted model, not a curated record